Messenger RNA from Melampsora larici-populina 98AG31, 417 nucleotides. RefSeq lists its product as uncharacterized. The coding region runs from base 1 to 417 and encodes 138 amino acids. Lineage: Eukaryota; Fungi; Basidiomycota; Pucciniomycetes; Pucciniales; Melampsoraceae. The record is from RefSeq and is a predicted model, not a curated record. The transcript is spliced from 2 exons.
AUGUCAAUUCAAGGCGUGAUGAAUGCGAUUCGCGAUUUCCAAAGGGCCGAAUACGAAGCCGUCCGCGAUUUAUUUCUGAAAAUGGAAGAGAUACCGACCGUUCUGCGAGCGGUGGAUCCUUUAGAGGAAGAUGCGUCCAACUGGGUGUUAUGGCUUGACACCACGGAAGAUGCCAUUGAGUGGCUAACCGGGGUGGAGGAUUAUCUGGAUAUCACUCGGCCAAUAGUUGCAUCAGCGGUGAACUUAGUCAUAGACCGCUUGGCCCUCGAUGUGAUUCGUCGCACAAUUCAUCCUGAUCAUGAAACAAUCAUAUGUGAUGCUAGCAAGGCGCGUGCCGCAAUCACUUGCCUGCGUCGUCACUUUGAUCCUUAUGCGACGGGACGUUUGGAACGAGGCGAAGGCAGAUUCACUGGUUAA